AUGAUGAACCAUGAUGAUGAAGCAUCUUCAUCAUCCCUUAGACCUUUUAACCCACCAACAUUCUUUCAUUCAGACAUUUUAAACCAUGGUGUUCCUCCUCCUACUACUGCACUUUCAUAUGAAGAACAAGAUAUGGUGAAUGCAUCAUCAUGGCUUACACUUUCACUACCACAACCAUCACCUCAGCCCUUACCGUUUGAAAACAGACCAUUAACACCUUCACUUUCUCCUCCUAAUGCUACCAAGGUGCUCGAAACUCCUCCAACUAUUCAACCACCAUUCCCAUGGGCAACUUUAAAGCCCGCCACCGUUCACACUAUCAAUCACUUGUUAUAUCAUUUGAAUAUAAACACUAUUUCAGGUACUCUUGAAUGCAAAUCAUGUAAGUUUCAACAAACUGAUUUUCGUUUUGAUCUGCAUGAAAAGUUUGAGAAGGUGUCCAACUUCAUCAAGGAGAACAAGUCUGGGAUGUUUGAACGUGCACCGGAUGCAUGGAUGAAACCCGUGUUGCCAAACUGCCAGAGUUGCCGGAAAAAAAACACAAUGCAUCCAUUGAUUGGAAAGGAAGAAGAGAUCAAUUGGCUGUUUUUGUUUUUGGGUGAGAUGAUAGGUUGUUGCAAUCUUGAGCAUUUGAAGUAUUUUUGCAAACAUGCUAAUAUUCAUAGAACAGGUGCCAAAAAUAGAUUGGUAUAUCAAACAUAUUUGGGUUUAUGCAAACAACUCCAACCACAAGAACCGUUUUAA
Molecule: messenger RNA, 744 nt
Organism: Lathyrus oleraceus (garden pea)
Lineage: Eukaryota; Viridiplantae; Streptophyta; Magnoliopsida; Fabales; Fabaceae
Exons: 1
Coding region: 1-744 (247 amino acids)
Source: RefSeq, a predicted model, not a curated record